Cetraspora pellucida is the source of this 741-nucleotide messenger RNA. NCBI's taxonomy places the organism in Eukaryota, Fungi, Glomeromycota, Glomeromycetes, Diversisporales, Gigasporaceae. The record is from the annotation of a GenBank genome assembly.
AUGUCACAAAUAAGAAUGCCCAAUCUUCAAGAAAUCGAACAACUUAACAUCAAUGAGUUUGCCAAAAAUAUCUCUAAUGGCAGAAAAUGCUUGAAUGCCUUCUUUGUUUAUCGAAAAGUAUAUACCAAACGGGCCAUAGCAAGUGGAGUAAAAAUGAAGAUGACUGAAAUCUCCAAAUUAGCUGGCCAAGCAUGGAAAAACGAGGAUCUGAAAGUGAAAAAAGCCUAUACGGACGCUUCAAAAAGAAUCGACAAAGUGUUACAGAAAAAGAGACAAAAAUGCAUGACUUACAGUUUUAUCUAUGAGAACAUGACAAAUGUCCAACCAUCUAUUCCACCAUCCCCUAUCGAAUCCCCGAUAGAAUCCCCUAUAUUAACUCCAUCCUACAAUGGUUCAAUGCCAGGCACUCCUCCCAAUGAAGUGAUUUCAUUUCCCACUGAAGGACCUCCGUUUUUCAACGAACAUUCAUUUUUCAACGGAGAAGUUUCGAUUUUCAAUGGAGAACCUUUGUCUUUCAAUGGAGAACCUUUGGCUUUCAAUGGAGAGCAUUUGGCUUUUAAUGGAGAACCUACAUUCGAUGUAAAUCUAUGUUACAACUUUUUAACUGUAGAUCAAAUAAUCGACCUUUAUCUCACUGCAAAGGAAAAACAAGUCGUUACCGCUUUUAAAAUUAUAAUGAAUCAAUUGCUUAUACCAAAAAUUAUAAGCAAAAUUCAAGAUAUACAAGAAAUUGCGUUUUAA